AAUAAAUAGAUGUAAAAUAAAAAAAAAAGGAGGAAUGUGAAUGUAGGGUAAUGGAGUUGUGUUGUGUAAACGUAGUGGUAAGGGUGAGCAGUAUAGAGGCUGUUGUCCAAUGAAUGGUAGAAUUGGAUCCAAUGGCAUAGUUGGAGAAAGGUGGGCGUAUAAAUGGAAAUCAGGCGUACAUAUAGCAGGUUGAAAAAACUGAUCAGGAUGCCGUACCAGAAAAACAUGAACGAGGAAGCCAAAGCCAAAACCAGAAAACCCAAACCCAGUUUAAUUUCCUCCAUCAACACCAGUUCCCAGACACUCUUCUCCGCCAUGGCGCGAAAACCACUUCUCAAGCAAACCCUAGCUACGCUCUUCCUCCUCUUCGUCCUCUAUGCAAUAUUCAACGCCUUCUUCCACCCUACCUAUUCCUCCGCCUUCGAUUCCCCCUUCUCCUUCAACUCCGCCUCCUCCGUCCUCCUCGCUGCCAGCGGCGCCAAAUUCCCCACCGUAAAAGUCUUCCUUUACGAUCUCCCCAGCAGGUUCACCCACGGUGUCAUCCGCCACCACGCCCUCGCGCGUGGUGCACACUUCUCCAAAAAACACGAUGACGUCUCCUCCCUCAAGUACCCUGGCCACCAGCACAUGGCCGAGUGGUACCUCUUUGCCGAUCUCUCCCGAGCCGAUUCCGACCGAUCAGGUUCGCCCGUGGUUCGCGUCAUGGAUCCCGAGGAGGCCGAUUUCUUCUUCGUGCCGUUCUUCUCGUCGCUGAGUCUGAUCGUGAACCCGCCUCGACCUCCCGGCUCGGGUGCCAGUUUGGAGAAACCGAUCUACAGCGACGAGGAGAAUCAGGAGGCGCUGGUGGAGUGGCUUGAGGAGCAGGAGUAUUGGAAGAGGAGCAACGGGAGGGACCACGUGAUCGUGGCUUCGGAUCCGAAUGCGAUGUACCGGGUUAUCGACCGGAUAAAAAAUUGUGUGCUGCUUGUCUCAGAUUUCGGGCGGUUGCGACCCGACCAGGGAUCGCUGGUGAAGGAUGUUGUUGUACCCUACUCGCACCGUAUCAAAACGUACUCUGGUGAUGUCGGUGUCGCCGAUCGCAAGACCUUGUUAUUUUUCAUGGGCAAUCGGUAUCGCAAAGAGGGAGGGAAAAUCCGUGAUAUACUCUUUCAAAUUCUUGAAAAUGAGAAGGAUGUCAUAAUAAAGCAUGGAGCACAAUCCAGAGAGAGUAGGCGGGCAGCUUCACAAGGAAUGCAUACAUCAAAAUUCUGUUUACAUCCUGCUGGAGAUACUCCAUCAGCCUGCCGACUGUUUGAUGCUAUAGUUAGCUUGUGCAUUCCAGUCAUUGUCAGUGAUAGUAUUGAGUUGCCUUUUGAAGAUACUUUAGACUACAGAAAAUUUGCUGUGUUUGUAGAAACUACUUCUGCUAUAAAACCAGGAUAUUUGGUGUCAAAAUUGAGAGCUGUGUCCAAACAAAAAGUCUUAGAAUACCAAAAGAAACUAAAGGAGGCAGGCAUGGCUGAUGCUAAGGGUAUUUCUACUCCUGUUCAAGGUGGCUUAAAACUCAGCAGAACACUGGAAGGCAGUCAAACAUAUACUGUGCUAUCUCAAGGGCACCAUUUGUUAUGCUCUGAAACCUUCAUCCUGCUUCUAAUUCUGCCCAGUACACUCUCACUGCAUACUGUGAUGCAGAUUGAGCAUCAGAGGUUAAUGACAGAAGAUCAACCUCUGGUGGUUGUAUAUUCUUUGGAAAUAAUCUGGUCUCCUAGUGGUCUAAGAGACAAACACCGGUUGCCUGUUCAACCACUGAAGUGGAAUAUAGAAGCCUUGCAAUUACCGCAUCUGAAAUUUUGUGGCUGCAGUCUCUUCUAAAGGAGUUAAAUAUUCCCUGUCCUACACCUAUCAUUUACUGCCACAACCAAAGCACUGUUACCCUCCGUCAUAACCCCGUGUUACACACUAGAACAAAGCACAUGGAGCUGAAUAUCUUUGUUCGGGAAAAAUUGCUGGAUUCCUCCUUAGUUGUUAUUCAUAUUCCUGCCCAGGAUCAACUUGCUGAUAUAUUGAAAAACUCCCUUUCUCAAGCUCAUUUCUUUUUUCUGCGUUCCAAACUAAGUUAUUAAUUAUUUUCAAUAACUUUGGGUUUGAGGGGGACUGUUAGGAUACACAUAAUUCUGUUAGAAUCUGAUGUUUUUAUUUGUCUGCGUUAUUUUCUGAUUUGGCAUUCUGUUAGCUUGUUAGCAGUAUUAUCUUUUCAUUUCUGAUUUUUAGUAUUUACAAAUAUUCUGUUAUAUAUAAGACCAUGUAUUCAGGGUUACAAGGUUAAGGUGAAUAAUAUUUUUCAUUCUUCGGUGA
Molecule: messenger RNA, 2334 nt
Organism: Vigna radiata var. radiata (mung bean)
Lineage: Eukaryota; Viridiplantae; Streptophyta; Magnoliopsida; Fabales; Fabaceae
Product: probable arabinosyltransferase ARAD1
Exons: 4
Coding region: 163-1851 (562 amino acids)
Molecular function (GO): glycosyltransferase activity
Source: RefSeq, a predicted model, not a curated record